This is a messenger RNA of Carassius gibelio (silver crucian carp), 1680 nucleotides long. RefSeq names its product ankyrin repeat domain 39 (gene ankrd39). Lineage: Eukaryota; Metazoa; Chordata; Actinopteri; Cypriniformes; Cyprinidae. The record is from RefSeq and is a predicted model, not a curated record. The transcript has 5 exons. The coding region runs from base 91 to 624 and encodes 177 amino acids. Gene Ontology annotation, molecular function: protein binding.
UUUGUUGUUGUUGUGCGCAGAAGCUGCUCGUCUUCACAUCCGCUCUUUCUCUCCCCAACCCAUGUGCAGUUCAUACCAAAUAAACCUCGGAUGGGUUCCCAUGGAAAUCAGUGCACCUGUAGUGCACAUCGCUCAACAGCAAGCGUCUAUCAGACUCUAGAGGAGAUGGACUUUGAGAGAGGUAUAUGGUCAGCUGCAAUGGAUGGAGAUGUGGAGAGAGUCCGGACAUUUAUCAAAAAAGGGAUUGAUCCAAAUGUGAGGGACCGGGCAAACUACACUGCUUUGCAUUAUGCUAGUCGAGCAGGUCAGCUGUCAGUGUGUGAGUUACUCCUGGACUGCGGCGCUUGUGUGAACGUCCAGACCCGUGGUGGGGCAACCCCGCUUCAUAGGGCGGCUUACUGCGGACACCACAGUGUGCUCAAGUUACUGUUAGACCGUGGGGCUGAUCCAUGUCUGGCUGAUGAUGAUGGAUCUACAGCACUUCAUAAGGCUGCUGAACAGAAGCAUUUGGUGGUUUGUGAGCUGCUGGUGAACCGCUUCCCAGCCUUACGGGUUAUGAAGAAUAAAAGAUCUCACACAUCUUUCGAUCUCUGUCCAGAGAAUGAGUCCCUGAGACCACAAUGACCUGAUCUUAACUGUCUGUAAUGCCUUUGGCCUUCUCCUGAAAGAAUAUGAAGUACUUUUUCAAAAGCUAGGCUGUGCUUUGUAAAUAAGUGUGUCUUUUGGUUGGAAUGAGGCAUAGUUACUCAGGUUAAUCUUAAUAGUCACUUUCUUCAAGAGUUCAUCCACUGCUAUUAAAUUUGACCAGAUCAACAAAAAAAGGUUUGAAUCAGUGGCAGAUUUAGCUUGGAUGCCAAUGCUUGUCAAUUUGACAUGGAGUGACCAAGUUUGAGAGAAAACUUUAUUUUCCAGUAGAGGGUGAUGGAGUCCUGUUAAUGCAGCACUUCAUAAGGAAACCUAGGUUUGAUGCCUCGGAAGAACUUUGAUAACUUAAUAAACAGCUGUUUACAUGCCCAGAUAAGUAAAUAUGAAGAUGAUGCUUUGUAUAAAUUAACAGUGCAGAUCAAUACAGAUGUCACUACAGAGCAAAGGGGCAAUGUUUCGUGUGUUUGUGGUUCUGUGUGCUUAGGGAUGUGUUGUACUUGUAAUUGACCAAAACAUUUAGAAUAUCUGAUAUACAGAUGUUUUGUAUCAUAAAGGUCAUCUUUAGAUAGGUUUUAGAAUUACUUAAAUGCAUAUAAAUAAUCUGAUUAUUGUUUAUUUGCUGUAUUUGUACAGUUUUACCUCUAAUUCAUAAUACUUCUUUCACUGGCAUGUCUUUAAAUGUUUCCCGUAAAGCUCAGUGGGUGUAAUUUCCAGAAAAAAAAAGAAAAAAAAAACAGCAAACUCGGUAGGAAUUUGGUGAGGGUGGAGUGAAACAUAAAAUCUUCUCGCAAGUCUCUGCUCAUUAAUUUAACUGAUUUUCAGUCGAGUCGAAAGAAGAACAGUCAGAUCCCAGUGGUUUCAUGAAAACCAAAAGGAUUUAUCCUUUUUAAUUGUCCAGUGACAAUUUGGAAGGAUAGAACAAGGAAAAUGUGAGUAAAUUGACUCUUAACAUGUUUUUGAAAAGUUUUAGAGAGUUUUUCUAGCGUCCUAACAUUUGAAUAUAUAUUUAAUAAAAAGUAGUAUGAUACGCAGUAA